GGCGGUAAACUUUGUUUUUUCAAGUGUCAAAAUCAAAAAUAAAAACAUUAUUUUUGUUUUGUAUUCAUGUUUAACUAAGAUUAUAAUCGUUUAUAGAUUAUGGAUUCGACAAAUCUAUUCAAUAAUAUUAAAGAACUUGGCCAUAUUAAUAGCAAACGUGAUGAGCUACGUGAAUAUUGUAAACUUAAAAUUGACCAAGUCAUAAAGUUAUUACCAAGGCGUAUACUCAACAGCGAUGGAAGCGAUAUAUUAGACUGUAUUCUCAAUGGAUUGCCGGAUCACCCGGCUUCAUCAUGUAAAAAUAAAGUAAAGGUAAUAGACAUAGUUCUCCGAACAAUGAGGAAAGAGUCUACAUCUCUGACACAUUGCAGCGAUGUGGUCGCCAGACUGUGCUUGGAGCUCCCACGGAUGCCUGCAGGAGAUCUGGUGCGAUGGUGCAAUGAUAGUGUCCAGAGUAUUGUAGAUGAUAGUGAUGUCAACAUGAUCUGGAAAGACAUAUUACCGGAAGCGCACAGUGCACUGUCAGCUCACAUGGAGAUCACGCACUGCGGCACAGUGAUGGCUCCUGCGGAGUUCAAGGAGCAGUGUGUGAGGACACUGUGCCAGUGUCGCUGGACCGAACGCCAGCUUGUGCAGCUAGCUGCUAUGUUCAAAGACAUGCAGCUAAAUAAGAAUGACCACAAGCAGGUAGUGAACAAGAUCUGCUCAUACAUCAUAGAUGUGCCCCCAGACACACUGCCUCCACUGUUUCAUCAACUGCUAAAGUUGUGCAAGCAAUAUGAUGUGGAAACAGUACUUUCCUAUGUGUCUCAUUACUUCAAUGUGAGACUGUUCAGCAAACUGGAGCCUCCACGGCAAGACUCAGAGUCUACUACCAUGGAUAUUGAUGAUAUUGUGCCCUACAGCGACACAGAGCUCAACCGGUGCCUAUCCACCUGCAUCUACCACAUAACGCAGGGCGUGGCUGACCCAGAACUGAUAAGGAAGCAUCUGAAGCAGUGGCCCAGGACACAGCUGUUGAAGAACCCUUUCCUGAUAGAUUUAGCUCUGGCGCUGUCGGAUAAGGGCGCUGAUUUUAGAACUGCCUGUUUGGAUGUAAUACGACAAGCCAUCGAGCAAAGGUUCGAGGACGACCGUAUGUGCAAGCAGUCGGCGUGGGUUCGCUCCGUGAUCCCGCCAGACGUAGAUGUCGCCACUGUGUUCAAGAUGCUCACUUCUGAAAGCUCAGACCAACUCCAGCUAAUAGCCGCCGGCCUCAUGCACCUGUCCCUCCCCCCCUCCUCGCCGCCGCCCCCCGCCGUGUCCCGGCUGGUGCUGCUGCGGCUGGCGCGCGCGCAGCCGGACUCCGCGCCGCGCCUCCUCGCCGCGCUCGCCGACCGCCUCGCCGCCGCCGCCGCCGCCACACACAUACACUAUGCAGAUUGCCUCUACAUCCUAUGCAAGAUGGCGCCUCUCUCAGUCCAGCGAUGCACGCAAUUGACAACUAUAGUGGAGAACUGUCGCGCAUCCAACGGCGACUACAAGGCGGCGGCUGCGGUGCUUGAAGCCACGCAUCCACUGCUCAACUUCAGCACUCGAUUACGGGAUACUAUGCUCUGUGUGUGUAGGAAAGGAUUGUAUUCUAGAGACUCAAUCCACCGCUGCCUGGCGCUGUCCGGGUUCCUCACGGUGCUCCGUCACAUGAAGCUGGCGCAGGGCUCCAUGAGCAGCAGCCAGAGCCUCAGCAGCGAGCGGUUCAGCGCGCACAGCUACCUCACGCAGCUCACUGUGGACCUGCACUGUACCAGCCGCGGCGAGCCUGUAACUUCAAAAGUUCGUAACGAAGCGAUGUGCAUGGAAGUGGUUUCAAUAUUGCGUCGCUGCUUAUUGCAAGAUGCUGUGGUAAAGCAACUCCUCUAUUCUAAAAUUUACGACUGCGCGAAAGAGAAGCCGGUCCUACACGAGUCAAUCCUGGAGAUGUUAUACGAACAGCUGUCCAAGUACCUGCGAGAGGACGACGGUGGCGCGCCCCUGGACAUAGACAAGUGUGUGCAGACACACGCCAUCACCGCUGUUUUAACUGAACCAAUAGGCGCCCUCCUCUACGCAGUAGCACAGUUCAUACAGCCGCAGCCAGAAGAGACCCUCCAAGAGACGCUCGGCAGCCAGGGCCGAGACCCCGGGCCUGCGCACUUAUGUGCGCGACUGUGCACCGUCAUGGACACGCUGUGCCGGGCUGAGAACAUCGGGAGCGUUAAUAUGGAAGACCCAGGCAUAUCGGAUCUGACCCCGGAGUCCAAAGCGAAGAGUCUGAAGGUGCAACAGAUGCUGCAAUGCUACUCGGCGCUCAUAGCCCAUACGGUGAAGCAGUGGAGUGUCAACGAAAAUGCGCCUGCGACGGUGUAUAGCCUGUUCAAGCGAUAUUCAACCUUGUUGGAGAAGACUAAGACGGCGCCUAAAAUAGGCAAAAAGGGCUCAAAAUCAACACUAAACGACACAAAAGAGACAGCAAAGUCUCAAAAGAGCCAGAAAACCCAGAAAGAGAAGGGCAAAGCACCUAUAAAGUUGUCAAAUCUGGUGAAAGACCGCGCAGGGCCGUUCAAGCCCUUACCUUGUUUGUGGGACCUGAGGUUUUGCAAACGAAUGAUGCAGCUAUUGUAUAGCACCGAAGUCCCGUGGUCCACCGUGGACCAACUGAACGCGAUCCGUUCCCGUCGCGACUUCCACCACUGGACCCUACGCUCCGUGCAGUGCGCGCUCACCGCGGAGCCCCUGCACCGCCGCCGCGUGCCGCAUCACGUGCUGCCUGUAGCCGAGAUACUGUACUCCCGCUGUGUCGCUAGGUACCAAGAAAUGUGCGACUUCGACGACCAGACAGCGGUGCUAUGUCUAGAACUGUUCAAGGAUUGCUUGAAUAUAAUUUUAUCUGAGCAGUAUGCAUUCAAAAUUGAAAAAAUGCUGCCUGCUAUAACGGGUACAGCAGAAAACAAUAUAAGCGACAGCGUAGUAGCCAUGCUUCAACGAUUCCACAACGCAUUGGAAACGCUCAACGAUGACGCAGGAGAAGAAGCAGCGGACAAGCGCUCUAUAGCGGCCAUCACUCAAGUAGCUAGCGUAGUGUUGAGCGUACCCGGGCCUUGUAGCGAAGAGUAUAGCGCUGCAGCGGACAAGCGCUCUAUAGCGGCCAUCACUCAAGUGGCUAGCGUAGUGUUGAGCGUACCCGGCCCGUGUAGUGAAGAGUAUAGCGGUAUGGUACUCCAACUGGAAGACUUCGUCCGUCGCUGUAAGAUCGACUGUCUGUCGCUGGCGCCGGCGCUGCUCGCGGCCAACUGUCGCCUCAACCAGGACGCGCAGUUUCUGGACGAUCUACUGAUGAAGGUGUUGAAUGCUCUGGGCAGGAUUGAUGAAGAAGACACAUCAGCCAACGACGACACAACCACAUUCCCGUCCAUAGACGCUCGCACCGGGCACGCGGUGUUCCAGCACCUCUGCACGCACGCGGCGGGCUGCCUCAAGCACUGCGGGCACCUGCUGGCUCGCACCCGGGACCUGCAGGCCGCUGGCUGUGUGCCGCCGCCCGCCACCGCGCAGAUUGAUAGAGUGACUGUGGGACUAACUAACCUUACGUUUUCUUUAACAGAAAUCCAAGCAACAAACAAGGCGAUCGUGACCCAGCUUACCCAGAUAUCCGUGUGGGCGGCGCGUCUGUCGAGCGCCCGCUGUUCGGUCGGCGCCGGCAGCGACAAGGUUCUGUCGCUGUGUAUCAAUUUGUACACUCACCUCACUGCUGCUGUGAAACGUUGCCAUACUGCGAGAUUAGAGCCCCUCCUAAAAGUGAGCGGCAAGAAGCUCUCCUCCUGCAUAGACAACACGAUCAGCUACGUGGAGUCGUCCGUGCAGCCGAGCCCGAGCCGCGUGCUGCGCGACACCAAGCUGAUCCCGCGUCUCGUGCUGCGCGCCGAGCAGUACCAGCACGCGCUGCACGAGCACGCACACAAACACAAGUUGAACUGGUCGCACUACCUCUCUCUCGGCACGGCUCGAGACUUCCGCAUCAAGGCGCCGGCGCUGCAGGAGGCGCUGGCCAGAGACGCCGAUGAGUCCAGGGAACACGCUGAUGAGGAACCCGGUAUUAAUGACGCUGAAACGACCCUGCCCACUCCUGAAGCGAGUGACGAAGAAAAUGACGAUCCCGCGAGGAAGAAGCGGAGAGUUUCAUAACUAUGUGAUACUAGUGUUAUUGAGUAGUUGAUAAGAGGAAUAAAACAUGUUUCGUAAACUUUU
This is a messenger RNA of Plutella xylostella (diamondback moth), 4263 nucleotides long. The record is from RefSeq and is a predicted model, not a curated record. Lineage: Eukaryota; Metazoa; Arthropoda; Insecta; Lepidoptera; Plutellidae.